This is a messenger RNA of Oryzias melastigma (Indian medaka), 2153 nucleotides long. RefSeq names its product forkhead box G1c (gene foxg1c). Gene Ontology annotation, cellular component: nucleus. NCBI's taxonomy places the organism in Eukaryota, Metazoa, Chordata, Actinopteri, Beloniformes, Adrianichthyidae. The record is from RefSeq and is a predicted model, not a curated record. Gene Ontology annotation, molecular function: sequence-specific double-stranded DNA binding; DNA-binding transcription factor activity. Bases 352 to 1497 code for a protein of 381 amino acids. The transcript has a single exon. Gene Ontology annotation, biological process: regulation of transcription by RNA polymerase II.
CCUUCAGGUAAAAAUGAGGCUGGGUGUCACUGGGCGUGUAUUAGUGGUCAUAAAUGCACAGCAGGGCUCAGCGACUGUCACUCUGACAGACUCGUUCAACACAGUCGGAUGGGGGAAACACAUUUUUGGGGGGAGCACCAAAAACUUUUUUGUUUUUUUAUUUAAUUCUAUGGAUUUUGUUGGGAAGUGAAAAACAGCUCCAAGCUCUGGCUCUGGGAACAUGCGCAUUUGUCGGCGCGCAGCUUGGCCAGUGCGUCUUCAGCUCCUCUCCGCGUUGGAUCAGCGGUGCGCUCCGUGACGCGCUCUCCUGACAACUCCAGACUCUUCUGAAUGUGAGGUCUGCGCUUGGAGAUGGAGGAUCCCAACACUCCAAGUCGAGUGUUUCAAAAGUCUCCUUUCAGCAUCAGCAGCCUGCUGUGGAGGAGGGAUGGCGAUCAAGAACCUUCCUCUAUUUCCCAGAAAGCGCGCUCAACUCCGCCGGAGGAGAGCCGCCAAGAGGAGACGGAUGACAGGAGCAGCCAAAGCCCUAAGACGCGCGUAAAAGUGGAGCCAGUGAAGCAAGAAAGAGUUAAGGUGGAACCAAAUAAAAGCAGAGGAACAGAGGAGAGCGCAAAGCCCGAGAAACCUCCUUUCAGCUACAACGCACUUAUUAUGAUGGCGAUCCGCCAAAGCCCGGGACGGAGACUCACGCUCAACGGCAUCUAUGAGUUCAUCAUGGACAACUUUCCGUAUUACCGAGACAACCGUCAGGGCUGGCAAAACUCCAUAAGGCACAACUUGAGUCUGAACAAGUGUUUUAUUAAGGUGCCUCGCCACUAUGAUGACCCAGGAAAGGGGAACUACUGGAUGCUGGAUCCCUGCAGUGAGGAUGUCUUCAUAGGGAGCACGUCUGGGAAGCUCCGGCGCAGAACCGACGCCUCCUCCAGGUUCAAACUUGGCGUCAAAAGCGGAGGGGGUCGCCUCAUAUCCACCACCGCAGCGACCAGCGUCACCCUGGCCGCCGCCGGUUCGUUUUACUGGCCGGUGCCGCCGUUCCUACCACUCCAAACCCCGGCGCGCGCGCCACUUUACGCAAGCGCGCAGCCACGCUUCUCGAACCACGCCGCGUCGGUGGUUUCUCAGCGGGCCCGGCUCGGCACCGGCGCAGCAGAAGCAGACCGGUUCGUGCACCAGAAGAUGUCCUACAUCGGAGUCAGCUGCGCGCCAUCCCGGCGCCACCAGAUCGGCACCACCUGCGCCGCCUUCUCCGCCUCUAUCCCCGCGUGCUCCCUGCCGCUCUCAGACCCGUGUCCUUUUAACAUGAUCUCCGGACAAGCCAGUUACUUUUACUCCCACCAGAUACCGUGCGGCGCCGCGUUCGGCGCGUGCCAGGAGGAGUGCGCCACAUCCAAGACCCCGCCGGCAGAGUUUGCAUCCAGGAACUCUUACCCAGACCUCAGAGGAUGCUGCAGCGACUUUCCAAAUUAUUGUCCUCAAAUGAGCUCCAACCGGCUUUGAAAAUGAAUCAACACUUCGCAAAACCCUAAAAAUAACAAUUUGAAAAUGUGGUUUUGCUAACUUUAGAGGAAAUUAAAAGGUAAAAAUAUAGCCUGCAUUUUCUUUGGAAUUAAACAGUUAAAUUAGAAAAAACGGCUGGUGUGCAAACAAUAUAGUAUGUUUGCAUAAGCAAAAGUUUGUCACUUACAAAGAAUAUGCAAAAAGUUUCUUCCUAACAGCAGAAAAACAACAGCAGGGAUCAGUUAAUGUGUGGUCCGAUCUGAUCAUUUCUUCAGAUGUUUGUCACUUUCUCCUUUGACUGUUCUCACAUAGUUUUUGCGCAUGCAUGCUGCCUUUUCAGGCUGACUUUGAAAAUGAAUGACUUAAUUUGAAGUAAUUUAUUUUAGCCAGCAUGCUAACCAACAUAUUACAAACCAAAUUUGAUUUUUUUAAUGUGUGCUUCUAAUCAAACUAAUUGAACAAAGUUUUAUUUAAAGAGCUUUAAAAGUGCGAGUUUAGUUAGAACAAUUACUGUGGUAAAUUGCACUGAAAUUUCUCAUUUGCUACACUUAUUGUCCAGGUUUUUGCAACUAAAAUAUACUCCAAUGCUAAUUACCUAACAUGUAAUUAGACGAUAAAUAAUGCAUUUUUAAUUGUGUUUUCUUUUUACCUCAUUA